Molecule: messenger RNA, 2946 nt
Organism: Lycium ferocissimum
Lineage: Eukaryota; Viridiplantae; Streptophyta; Magnoliopsida; Solanales; Solanaceae
Product: lysine-specific demethylase JMJ29-like
Exons: 15
Coding region: 172-2946 (924 amino acids)
Biological process (GO): regulation of transcription by RNA polymerase II
Cellular component (GO): histone deacetylase complex; chromatin
Molecular function (GO): chromatin DNA binding; histone H3K9 demethylase activity; transcription coregulator activity
Source: RefSeq, a predicted model, not a curated record
GUAAUUGGGAAAGCCCGCGCAGAAUAAAGUCCAUUUCUUGAACAGUCUCUAUUUUGAAAAUAUAUGUAUCUGACUCUUUUACUGUACUUUGUAUUGGCAUUUGGGAGCCUUAUAGUAAUAGAAGUGAAAAGAAGCUAACUGUAGCUAAGCAGUUUCUUGGAAAAAAAAAAAAUGCAAAACAAGCGAAAGAGAGGAGAUGAUAUGAUCCCAGUUGUGAUAAUAGAAAACAGCAGCAGUGAAGAAGAAGAUGAUGUUGAUUACGAUGGUGAAGGUGAUAAAGAUAGUUGUGGUUUUUCCAAGAAGAGGAAGAAAAUGGGGUUUUCAUGUAGAGCUAACCAAACUACAGGUGGAGAGAAUGGUAGGAAAAGGGAGUCCAAAAUGUGGUGUCAUCAGUGUAAGAUGAGUGAUAAAGACAGAAUGGUGUGUUGUUCUAAAUGUAAAGUUAAAAGAUUUUGCCUUCCUUGCAUCACUCGAUGGUACCCUGGGAUGCCAGAGGAGGCCUUUUUAAAAGCUUGCCCUGUAUGUCGUAACCUUUGCAACUGCAUAGCUUGCUUGCGGUUGGAUGGGUUAGCUAAACAUUUGACGAAUGUAGAAGUGAAGUUCAGUGAUGAAGAAAAACUCGAGUACUCUAACCACAUCGUACGAGCACUUUUGCCUGCUUUGGAACAAUUUAAUACAGAGCAAAUGAUUGAAAAGCAGUUUGAGUAUCAGAGUCAAGCAUUUCCAGAUUCAAAGGUUAAUAUACAAAAAGCAAAAUACGAGAAGGAUGAGCGCAUUUAUUGCAACUAUUGCAGUGCUUUUAUUGUUGAUUUUCACCGGAGUUGUUCUAGCUGUUCCUAUGAACUUUGCCUUACUUGUUGCAAAGAAUUAAGGAAUGGCAAUCUCCAAGCAGAUGCAUCUGAAGUGAAGAUGCAAUAUAUUGACAAUGGACCAGGUUAUUUGCAUGGUAAAGGUUGUAGUAUAAUUUUUUCAGCUGGAACUACUGAAGUUAAAAUAAGGGAUAAGACCAAAGGGGCAAUGGCAUCUAACUGGAAAGCCAAGGAAGAUGGUACCAUUCCUUGCCCACCCAAAGAUAUGGGAGGUUGCAGUAAAGGAACCUUAAAGUUGAGAUGUAUAUUUUCUGAGAAUUGGAUAUCACAGCUGUUACAGAAAGCUAAAGAAAUAGCAGAAAAAUGUAAAUUGAAGGAAAUGCAUAAUGAUUCAGAACUGCACUUCUCCUGUUCAAAAUCUAAGGGUGCAAAUGGUGGCAAGCUACAUAAAGCAGCUGCUAGAGAAAAUUCUGAUGAUAACCAUGUAUUCUGUCCAGCAGCUGUGGAUACUCGGCGUGCAAAUUACAGGCAUUUUCGGGUCCAUUUGUUUAAGGGUGAACCAGUUGUUGUAACUAAAGUUCUUGAUAAUGCAUUGGGAUUGAGCUGGGAACCUAUGGUAAUGUGGCGUGCUUGUCGACAAACCAAGAAGGCUUCUGAUGUCUUAAAUUGCUUAAAUUGGUGUAAGUUGGAAAUGAACAUACACCAGUUUUUCAAAGGAUACAUGGAGGGUCGCUUUGACAGUUAUGGGUGGCCUCAACUCUUAAAAUUGAAUGACUGGCCGCCAUCAGGUCUAUUUGAUGAGCGGCUGCCGCGUCAUGGUGCCGAAUUUUCUAGUUGUUUACCUUUUAUGGAAUAUACACAUCCUCAAUAUGGCUAUCUCAAUCUCGCUCUAAGACUUCCUGAUAACUGUUCGAAGCCAGAUUUGGGGCCUAAGGCAUACAUUGCUUAUGAUUUUCCUGAGGAGCUUGGACGUGGAGACUCAGUCACCAAACUACACUAUGCUGUGACUGAUACGGUCAGUGUGUUGAUGCACACUCAAGCAGUGGUCCCACCAGUUGAACAACUCUCAGCCAUAGAGAACUUGAAACAGAUUCACAAAGCACAGGAUCAAAGGGAAUUUGGAGCUGAACACGAUUUGAGUGUGAAACAAAUAAAGUGGGAGAAGAAUACCAAUACAGAGAAGAUAUUAUUUCUCUUUUUUGGGCAGGAUAUGUCUGAAGGAUUUGAAGAAGCAGAUGGUGGUGCUCUAUGGGAUGUCUUUAGGAGGCAAGAUGUUCCUAAAUUGGAGGAAUAUCUCAGGAAGCACUUUAGGGAAUUUAGGCACACAUAUGGCUCACCAUUGCCGCAGGUUGUUCAUCCCAUUCUUGAUGAAAUUUUCUACUUGAGCACUGAGCAUAAAAGGAGGCUAAAGGAAGAAUAUGGCAUUGAACCAUGGACUUUUGUUCAAAAAUUAGGUGAAGCUGUUUUUGUUCCUGCUGGAUGCCCUCAUCAAGUCAGAAAUUUAAAGUCCUGUAUCAACGUUGCUGUUGAUUUUGUAUCUCCUGAAAAUGUGAAUGAGUGCAUCCGUCUGACCGAGGAGUUUCGCAAGCUUCCCAGAAAUCAUGAUGCUAGGGUAGAUAAGUUGGAGGUAAAGAAAAUAAUUGUUCAUGCGAUGAGCCAAGUAGUGGAUCAAUUAGAGAAGACACUAUUGAACUCUGAAGCAAGCAUCACUACAGGAUUAUCCUCAUCAAGUGCGAUCAGGAAAAGUAUAAAUGCUGUGCCAGGACCAAGUUUGCCAAAAUCUCCCUCAAUUUCUGAAGAUCUAUCCAGUAGCAAGAUAGCUAAAAGAGAAGAAUAUGUUACUCCAAGUGAGGAUGAGAAACCAAGAAUUGCUGAAGCUAAUCUACAUUCUCCGCUUCCUGUUCCUGAUCAUUUGUCGUCAGCAAACAAGGCUCAAGAAAGCACAUCAAUUCCUAGUGAAAAGUUGAAGCAGUCCAUCAAUGUAGAAGAUGUGGAAUCAACUUUCCACACGGUUCGAUCAUUCUUGAAGUCCUUACCGGAGCAGUUCUCCAACAAACAAUCAGGCCUCCAUAGCAACACUGCGAAGGUAAUAUUUGAAUUACUCAAUCAGACAGUCUUUGGAGGCAUUGGCUCAUGA